CAACCCAGGCCUGUGCGCUUGACCAAGAAUCAAACGGCAACCUGCUGGGGCAAGGGGUGACACCCAGCCAACUGGUUCACACAGGCCGGUGCAGAAAUCUCUCGACUAGAGAAUUUGCAAGGCUGUUUGUACAGUUUCUCUCAGAUUGUGUUCCUUUACAUUUCAUUUUCAUUGUGUUAUCUUUCCUCUUGCUAAACAUUUAUUCUUGUGUGAAUUUUCAGUCUUCCUUAUUUUCAUGCAAACAAGCAGGUCCAUUUCAGUAAUUUGCACAUUCUCCCUUAACUUUCUUUUUCUCACAUUUCACUUUAUCCCUUGGCCUGAAAAGUACAUCAUCAUCUUAGACUAUUCUGAUUUAAGAGCGACAGAGAAAUAAAUGCCACUCCUCUGGAGUUUUUUAUUUGCUAUAAUCCAGGCAGUCAUUCUAUAUACAGUGGUUUCUCCGAAUGCAGUAUCCAUGUCAAGAUUGUGUUUACAUUCUCUUUGCUUUUGGAACAGAGCUGCUUGUUAGUGGUGGUUUUGUUCAUCUGACUUAGAAAGCAGCUCCAAACUCUUGUUAAUUCUGUUUCCAGGUUUAGCCUGACAGUCUCUGGUUUACCUUCCCAGCAAGUAAUUAAAUGCUUCCCUUCCUCUUUUUAAGGUCUGAAAGGGCUCAGUGGUGAGCUUUUCACCGUCAGGCACAGCUAGAGCAGGUCUGUCAUUCUUCAGGAUCAUGGUUGUGUCCUACUGAGUUCCAUGCCCCAUUGACCAGGAGCAGAACCUUGUGCAGAAGCUGCAUUUACAGAGCUUGGUGUUAGCCUUUUCACGGAAGAGGGAUCUUUGCUUAAACCUCCUGUUUUCAUUUUCAUUUUCUUCAUUCACACUCUCUGAGUCUCCUCUGACUUCAGGAUUUGAAGUCUGAUUAGGAACCACCACUUCACAGUUCUACCAACUCGCCCCUUGCCUCCCUUCCAACCCCUGAUUCUUCUGGUUCCUGCCUGGGAAUUACCAUAGUAUUUUUGACGUCUUCUACAUCAAAGAAGCAUGUUCCAAGAAGCAUGUAUUCAUGCUUCUUGGAACACUGUCUUAUUGGAUCCUCAACAAACCUACAAGGUGGAGACCACUUCCAACUUGCUGUUGAUGGAGAGAUGCUCGUAAACAUGGUCACACAGCAGAAAGAGACAAGGCUGGCUCCUAAGUGUUGUGCUUCUAUCCCAAAGGAGUUGCAGUUGGUUACUAUUCCUACACAUUUGGUUAUUAAAAACCUGAUCUUUAAAAAAAAAAAGUUACCUUGGUUUUGAGGUACAAAGAAGUCUAAAAUGCUCUCCGGCCCUGGAUUAAAUUCUCCAAGUACAGUAAUUGUGCUGAUACGGGCACUUCCACCUCUCAGGAUAUAUAUUGGCCUGCAGUGAUCUCUGCUCUUUCUGAAAAUCCGGAGGUGGCCCCAGGACCUCAGCGAGGGUUGUUCACAUCCUGCCCUGUGCCUUCAGGCUUCCCCACAGUGCAGGGCCAUUCACUUUGGCUGCUUUCCCAUCAAGAGAAAGGAAACAUGAAAGCUGUAUUUGAAUAUUAAUGUUAAGGUUGCAACUUUGGGUAGGGUAGCAGUUUUGGUACUUCAUUUGUGAGCUGUGUAUAUUUCUGAUGUCUGUAUAUUUCUGAUUUGUGAUUUUAGGUCACAAGAGUUAAGAAACAAAAGCAAAGUCAUUUGAUUGGUGUCUGGCAGACAAUCAAUCUGACUGGCUUGCCCUGACAUUGAGCCAGUUCUUUAGUUUCUAGCUUUGGUACUGGGUCAGUGUAGGGAUGUCUCAAGGUGUCAGUGAUGCUGAUGCCUGGACACAGAGCAGUAAUGUUUGAAGGGAGCUGUCUGAUGCCAUUUGGGAGUUAGUAUUUUAAAUUCUAAAGUCUCAGCCCUGUGGCCAUUUGCACAUAAGGAAGCUCUCAUUUCCUGGUGAUGCUAGAUGAACUUGUCAUUCAUGUGACAAAAGUUUUCCAGGUACCUCCUGUGUGUUGGUCUGUUCUAGGAACUUGGAACACAGCACCAUGAGGAAGCGCAUCAUAAGUCUUAUCUAACAUCCCCCAUUUGUGUGUGUUUCCAGUGCCUGCCACAGCGCAUGCAUGAGAGCAUGGAAGCAGUGGUUGAUAUCACAGCAAAUCCCACAGUUUGAAGAUGUUAAAUUUGAAGCAGCAAGUCUUUUGUCUGAAUUAUACUGUCAAGAGAAUUCCGUUGAUGCAGCAAAGCCACUGUUGCGGAAAGCGAUCCAGAUAUCGCAGCAGACCCCAUACUGGCACUGCCGCCUGCUCUUCCAGCUUGCUCAACUGCACACCCUUGAGAAGGACCUGGUGUCAGCCUGCGACCUCCUAGGUGUGGGAGCUGAAUAUGCACGGGUGGUGGGAUCCGAGUACACACGGGCACUGUUCCUGCUCAGCAAAGGGAUGCUGCUGCUGAUGGAACGCAAGUUGCAGGAAGUCCACCCACUGCUGACGCUCUGUGGACAGAUUGUCGAGAACUGGCAGGGAAAUCCUAUCCAGAAGGAGUCUUUACGUGUCUUCUUCCUUGUGCUCCAGGUGACACACUACCUGGAUGCAGGGCAGGUGAAAAGCGUGAAGCCAUGCCUGAAGCAGCUGCAGCAGUGCAUUCAGACCAUCUCUACUCUGCAUGACGAUGAGAUUUUGCCCAGCAACCCCGCUGACCUCUUCCACUGGCUGCCCAAGGAGCACAUGUGUGUGCUUGUCUACUUGGUGACUGUGAUGCACUCCAUGCAGGCUGGCUACCUGGAGAAGGCGCAGAAGUACACAGACAAGGCACUCAUGCAGCUGGAGAAGCUCAAGAUGCUCGACUGCAGUCCCAUCCUAUCCUCCUUCCAAGUGAUCCUGCUUGAGCACAUCAUCAUGUGCAGGCUUGUCACAGGACAUAAGGCCACCGCACUACAGGAGAUCUCACAGGUCUGCCAGUUGUGCCAACAGUCACCCCGGCUCUUCUCCAACCAUGCUGCACAGCUGCACACGCUGCUGGGCCUGUACUGUGUCUCCGUCAACUGCAUGGACAACGCAGAAGCCCAGUUCACCACAGCCCUGCGGCUCACCAACCACCAGGAGCUAUGGGCCUUCAUCGUAACCAACCUGGCCAGUGUGUAUAUACGGGAAGGAAAUAGACACCAAGAGGUAUUAUACAACUUGUUGGAGAGGAUCAACCCAGACCACAGCUUCCCUGUCAGCUCUCACUGCCUUCGAGCAGCGGCUUUCUACGUGCGAGGGCUCUUCUCCUUCUUCCAGGGACGCUACAAUGAGGCCAAGCGAUUUCUGCGAGAAACUCUGAAGAUGUCCAAUGCAGAGGACUUGAACCGGCUCACAGCCUGCUCUCUGGUGCUUUUGGGCCACAUUUUCUACGUGUUGGGGAACCACAGGGAGAGUAACAACAUGGUGGUGCCCGCCAUGCAGCUGGCCAGCAAGAUCCCAGACAUGUCUGUUCAGUUGUGGUCGUCAGCCCUGCUAAGAGACCUGAACAAGGCCUGCGGGAAUGCCAUAGAUGCCCAUGAAGCCGCCCAGAUGCACCAGAACUUCUCUCAGCAGCUGCUCCAGGACCACAUCGAGGCCUGCAGCCUCCCCGAGCAUAACCUUAUCACGUGGACAGAUGGCCCGCCGCCCGUGCAGUUCCAAGCUCAGAAUGGACCUAACACCAGCCUGGCCAGCCUCCUUUGAGACCCCUGGAGGGGACCACCAGCUUCUCAAGGCCUCCGUGGGGCCUAUUGUGUCCCUGACUUCCACCCAGAGAGCACUCGCGCUUCCCUCUGAGGCGUGCUGGCAUGGUGUCCCCAGGCUUCUUUCCCAGAGCUUCCAAGUCCCCGGGGAGUGUGCAGGGCCAAUUCCCACCCUCCCAGGAAGGGCUGGCCAGCUUUACCGCUGUGAAUCAGGACCCCGGUGCUGAGGCUUGCAGGUGGAAUGUUGGAGCCAAUUUUCCAGAGCCAUCCUUUAAAGUGGACUUGAACUGCCAGUCCUACUACAAGUCACGCUUUCCUGGGACUUUCUGGAUGGGAGUGCCAGGAUGGGCAGCACCACUGGGGCAUUGCCACGUGACUUCCAUUGCCUGAACUUUUGUGCCAGGCUGGAGUGUUUCCUCUGCUCUCACAGCAGCUUCCAGAGCUUAGAGGCAAGAUGCCAAUUUCUGGCCAAAAAUUGGAAGGAAGAAGUGAGGAUGCACAUCAGGGACAAAAAUGCAUGUCCUGCUACAACACUUUUCCCAGCUUGCCUUUCGUUCCAGUGUCCAUCCUGACAGCUAGUGCCUCUGGUCAGGGCACCCAUGAACUUGCCUUCCAAACAUCUGUAUCUUGACUGGAUCACUGGCCAUGGGGGUGCACAUGCUGUAAGCAUGGAUGUGCAUGUGUGUGCAUACUGUAGACAAGUAUGUGUGUGCAUGUGCAGUAGAUACAGGUGUGUGUGUGUGUGCGUGCGCACAUGUGUGCACGUGCAUGUGUUGAUUCUCAGAGCUGGAGCUGAGACUCCUGUGUUUGCACCAGCUGCCUUCCCCCAUCAGUGUCUGUAUUGUGGUGUAGGAAGCAGGGGAAAGGGGAGAGGACCCUCCUCAGUCCAACUCAGGGUGCUGAAUGAAGGCAGCUCUGUGGCCGCCUCUGCAGAGGAUAUUUGCAGAUGUCUGGAGCUCAGCCAACCUGGCCCUUGGGAGGGAGGAGGACUACCUACCGUGGGUCUCGGGACAACGUUGAAACGUCUUCCCAAGCUAGACCCCCUCCAGGAAGUUCUACCUGGCCCAGACAGUGUGCUCCUCUUGGGUACUCUAAGAGGUGCCUCAGUGGUGAUGGUGGGAUUGGGAGCAGUCAAGGCAGCCGCCCCCUCCAACUUCUGGCACCUGGGAGCAGUUCCCCACUGAGGGGUGGUGAGUGGUAUUGCUGGCCAGGGUGGCUUGUUGGUUUGUGUCUCAUUACCCUUGCACUGUGAAGGCUGCUUCUCGAAGCUUCUGUCUGUGAUGGAAGGAACGUUAGGAUAUGGGAUUACUCAGGUAGCUACUUGGGCCCUGAGCCUGAGUGUGCCUUAGCCACAAGCAGGACUGUCAGCAGAUCACCCUGCACUGGGCCACUGCCCUCACCAGGCCUGUGACAGGGCCCUGCUGCCCACUUGGGGGCCAGUGACAGGCAUGCAGGUGAGUCACCAGCUAGAGGGGCAGGCUUUCCAGGGCUUGUCCCAAGAGGACCUACCAUCCCUGUGUUGCCCAGGAGAACCUGGGUGUUCAGGGUUGCUCCCUCUGCUGACACCCCUGAGCGCGUGAGGCCUGUGGAGGAGGGUGUAAGCCCAGUCAUAAGCUGUCCCCAUUCUGUCUUCCUCCUCUACCAGGGGCCUUCCCCUCCACUCUAGGGAUGGAGCCCCCAUCUCGCCAUAAGCUGCGCCUACCAGCCUGGAUCCCACACUGUCUAACUUCUCCGUAUCCACAUUAGUUCAAUUGUUGCACAUGUUUGUCUCUGUGUAUUUAUUUAAGCCUUUCUUUGCUUCUAGGGCAUUUUGUAUGUAGAACAAUUUAAAUAAGAACCUCAAAACUUAAUGUAUGUCCUGAUGUUAAAGUGCUUUUAGUGACCACUCUGUUAUCUAUAUGUGUGUAAAGUUAAGGAUAAGUUCUUAAGUUUACAAUGAAAAAUUCAGUACUCAACAUUUAAUAUUCCACUUAGCUUUAUGGGAACCAAACUGUGUGUAUGGUUUUGAACCUCCCUCUAAUGCAGCAUCUACCAAUUACAUCAAGCUGUCAUACAUACCUUUCUGUGAGUCCACAUUGAAUGUCUCACAGUUUCUCAAUCAAAAUUUAAGACAGGUAGCAAGUGAGCCACCAGAGAGAUGUUGCAUAAGUGUCAUAUAGCUAAAUGUUUUUUGGAAAAAAACAUAAAAAUUCCAAACUCUUCAACUUACAGGGCACACAGUAAUAGAAAAAGGAUUUUGUUGGCAGGUCAAUUGCUGAAAAUUGGUCAGACCCUCAUGUGCUCGCCUCACCACCUCCUGUUAAUAGAAGUGCCCUGGGCCUGCUGGGCCUGGAGGUGCCCCAGGUUCCCUCGAAAACAGCUGCCUCCAGCAGGUGGCCACAGGCAUGGUGAGGGUCCUCUCCCUGGGGAAAAUACUCCUUAUCCCACUGACAGAGCACAAUUGGGUAAGGGCUGCCUGGCACAGUGGAUAUGCUUGUGGUUGCAUUGUUUGUUUUGUUAAAGGGUUUUUAACAAGUAUGUUUGGCAUAAUACCUUUUUAACGGGUUUGUAAUACGGUUUUAGCAGCCUGUAACUUCACUGGUGCUUUUAAUCAGGAAAACAAAUUUAUAAAUGCAAAACAUUGUUUAAAAGACAGAACUAUACAAUAUAGCUUCUUGUUUGUGGAUUUCUUUUUCUUUGUAUUCAAAGUAAAAUCACUUGCAGUAGCUAUCA
Messenger RNA from Pipistrellus kuhlii (Kuhl's pipistrelle), 6386 nucleotides. It is a transcript of the gene MAU2, whose product is annotated as MAU2 sister chromatid cohesion factor. Bases 2092 to 3675 code for a protein of 527 amino acids. Gene Ontology annotation, cellular component: SMC loading complex; chromatin. Gene Ontology annotation, molecular function: double-stranded DNA binding; protein binding. The record is from RefSeq and is a predicted model, not a curated record. The transcript is spliced from 19 exons. Gene Ontology annotation, biological process: mitotic sister chromatid cohesion; maintenance of mitotic sister chromatid cohesion. NCBI's taxonomy places the organism in Eukaryota, Metazoa, Chordata, Mammalia, Chiroptera, Vespertilionidae.